Moesziomyces antarcticus is the source of this 6273-nucleotide messenger RNA. RefSeq lists its product as uncharacterized. NCBI's taxonomy places the organism in Eukaryota, Fungi, Basidiomycota, Ustilaginomycetes, Ustilaginales, Ustilaginaceae. Gene Ontology annotation, biological process: 5S class rRNA transcription by RNA polymerase III; transcription initiation at RNA polymerase III promoter. The transcript has a single exon. Bases 1 to 6273 code for a protein of 2090 amino acids. Gene Ontology annotation, cellular component: transcription factor TFIIIC complex. Gene Ontology annotation, molecular function: DNA binding. The record is from RefSeq and is a predicted model, not a curated record.
AUGAUCGACGAGCUCAUCCACCACUGCAUCAACGAGAUCGGCCUGGAUGGCGAGUCCGGCACCGAGAUCGACCGCCUCACCUCCUUCAUCCGCCAAUUCCAUACCGACCACUCAUCUCGCUCUCAGCUCCCACACCAGCUUGUCGAUGCCUCCUACCUCGCCUUCGUCUUUCGACAGCUCAUCGCGCAUCCGCACGUCAACGUCGGCCUCUUUGUAGCCGGCGUGCCCCAACGCGAGGGCGCAAGGAGCGGCAUCACAAAGCGCAAGGCCUCGGCGCCCAACACGCCAACCACAAAGCGAGAGCCUCAGCAUCAGCCUGUAGCUCCCGAGUAUGACUGGGUCGAUGUUUUGGACCCGUCGCUCGCCGAGCAUCACGACCUCCCACGGCUCCAGAGCGCACACGGCGACCGUCUACGCCUCGUCUUGCAACCGGCCGCCAUCAAGCGACAGCUUGUCGGUGCAGACGACAUCUUCCUCCCGCCGUCAGCAUACAAUGUGCUCCAGAUCAUCUGCCGCUCUCGCGAAAAGCCCGUCCUCAGCACCGACAUCGGAUCCGCUAUCCACACCGACCAGAAAACCGUCUACUACAUCUGCAAACGCCUCACCGACCCCGGCCUCAUCGUCAAGAUCAAGGCACGCGAAACUGGCACCACGGCAAGCUACUUUGUUGCAGCUCGCUUUCAGGACGCCUGCGACCUCUUGAUCCAGCAGCGCAACGCAGAGAUCACCACCGACUCGCAUCAGUCCGAUAUCGCAUCAGGGCCUAUGCUUCCUCUCUUCACAGAUCUCGCCUCCUCUUCGCGCCUCCCUACACCUCAGAUCGAUCUUCCCGACGUCGACGCCGAGUCGGAUCAGGAAGAAGCACAUCCCGCAUCCGGUCCUGUCAUCACCGUCAAAGACGAAGAAUCGCAAGCCAUUCAGCUCAUCGAUUCCGACGGCCACGGCAAUGCCCACGUCCCCAUCCAGACGCUCGCUCCCACCUUCCAGCACGUCGACCCCGAAAAGGCUCGGCUGUGGAUGAGCAGCAGGCCCGAGCUCGUGCGAUUCCGCAUCUAUCUCCUCUGCAACUCCACCAACUCCAAGAUCACAAAGCGCCACGGCCUCGUCCACCGCAUCAACAUCGCCUACAACCUCUCGCUCAAGAGGAUGUUUAUCAACGUCCUCGAGCACGCUAUCGUAGACGGUUUCCUCGAGGUCGUCCAGCUGCUCAUCGCCAGUACAGGCCGCACCUCCCGAGGCCUCCGCAUGACCCACAAGGGCCUCGAAGAGAUGGAAAACAUGCUCCAGGGUGACUUUGACGAUCCGGCUUCGCUCGAGGAGCAGCAACGCGCCCGCAAGCUCAACGCCGCCCUGCAGCAGGAUCUCGACAGGUUCGAGUCGCGCCUGCCUCGCGAGCUCACUCUGGAGCGCUGGAUGUAUGAAGAGGUGGCGCGCGCCGGUCCUUCCGGUCGCACUGCCGCUCAGCUCAUGGCAAAGCUCCACGCCACCGGCCACUUUACUCGCGUCAUCGAACAGAUCGUAUUGCGCGCAGAGGACGCCGAUGGCGAGCCAUCCAUGAACGACCUCCGCAUCCGCACCUUCCAUGAGCACAGCCUUCGCAUACGCAGCUCAAAGCUUUUCAGUAAUCACGCUUGGGUCCUCCAGUCUGCCAACGAUGGCUAUCUCGAGCAGCAAGACCGCGACCGCCUCGCACUCGCCGGCGGUCCGUCGUGCUUCCAUCAACAGUCGACUGCCUGGGAUGAACCGGCGCAGAUCAAUCAGCUUGUUGCCUCGUUCAGCCAGGAGAUCGCCACUCCCGGUAAACGCCCGGAUCCGCCCAGAAGAGGUCGUCCGCCGAAAAGGCGAGCUGAUUCCGAUCUGAACACGCCUCCCAAAAAGAAAGGCCGACCGCGAAAGAAUCCAGCCCCGACCGGUGGUGCCGAGCCGAGCCCGCUUGCCGCCGACGCCAACGACGUAGCUACUUGCUCUUCACAAGCUACACCCCUACCAGCAGAGGGCACCGAGCAAGCGCCCGAGUUGUCCGACAUGCCGAUGGAGACGGCCACCGCUACCCUGGAAGCCGCUGAACCUGGCGCUGAGCCUUCGGACGCUUCUCGACCUCAGCUUGCCGUGCCAGACUCGCCAGCGGCGGGAGCAGCCAAGCGUCGGGAGCGGCGCCUUGCGCAGGAGCAGAGCGCACGUCAGCCCACUUCUCUCCUCGCUACGGCUCCCGUCGUAGGCCCGUCAGCAAUGCAGACCGACGAGGCAGUCGAGGCAGCCAAGGCAACGCCCUCUGAUGCUGUAGUCGCACCUCAGCACGAAGCAGCGCAAGACGGCCAGAAGGAUGCACCCGACGAUCAUCCGAAGCCAGCGACAUCGGCACCCGAAGCCGACCUUGGCAACGUCGCGGAUCUGCUCUCGAUUCCGACCAACCUCAAGACCGAAGCCGAUUGGGGGCUUGUCGCCACUCCCGCUUCCAAGAGAGUGUUGAAGGCCGGAUCGACACCGACCACCUCAGACCGUAAGAAGCGGACAAACCUGACACAGCUGCGCAGCGCACAUGCUCUCGUCCAGUGCAUCCGCGAGGCAGGCGGCGCGAUGGAUGCGCUCCUGAUCCCCGAACAGCUGUCGAGCUUUGUAGAGCGGCACGGCUUCGCCUCGGAGGCGCAGCUCGUCAAUCUGCGAGACAAGAAGGUCAGAGACAAGGCGAUUGCAGCUGCGAUGAACAACGAUCUGCUCCGUCGCACCUACGUCCGCAUCGAUCGGCCCAGCGCCCCACACCCCCGACGCCAGAUCAUCUACCUCCCCGAUCUGCCGCAGCAGACGCUGCAUGCCUACUGCGACGCGGUCAAGACGGGGCGCCAGGGCUGGUUUGAUACCAGGGCAACCAUUUCGACUCUCACGACUGCGACCGACAGCGUCGAGGUUGGCUCGAUGGAUGCGCUCCAUAUUGUCAAGCCUUGGCACCAGUCGGAUCCCAUGCGGCUCACGGAUCUGCCGGCCGACAUGGCGCAGCUCGCGCCGCUUCGUCAGCCCUUCCGAGACGUCACGAGCGUGCACCGACAGCAUCUCGGCUUCCUGGGCGGCGAAAUGGUUCGGCUCAAGGCGUUCCAUCACGCCUGCGCGCACUUCCUCCGCCUGCAAUCGUCAAUCUCCGAGACACCCGGUGCCAGGUUUGGCAAUGGCGCCACACUGCCUCUCAGCUUCUUCUGGUCCGACGCGCCGUUGGAUCUGUACCUCGGGCUAGUCGCAGUGCGGCAUAUGUCCGAGCCGAUCGAGCAGAUGGCGCUCGAUCCCAACAUGCGUCGUCUGCCGAUGCAUGCGCUGCCAAAGGAGCUCAUAGCUGCCAUCGGGCUCGCCAACGGCGUUCCGGUCGACGUCAAGAUUGCACUCUACAGCCUCGCCGCCCAGCUCUCCGAACUUGGCGUGCUCGAUAUCCAUCCAGCUUCCAACAUUGCUCAAGAGCAGCUCGACUCCUCCAGCGGCGAUCCCGUCUCGUUUGCAGUCUCCGUCGAGCCUCGGUCUCGGAUCCCACGGUACAAUUGGCUGGCAGAGGAAGCAGAGAAGCCGUUGGUCGAAGUGCUUGACGUAGGCCUGGAUGCCGACAAGAUCAAUCUGUUCUGGGCCAGGAUGCAGGCUUCUUGCCUCAGUCCAAGCAAAAGCAAGGCGCUCCUGGCCAACGACAGUGGCCAGGAAGGCACCGAGGGGGUUACUGAAGGUGCGGUCGUGCACGGCUUGAGGCCCGGAGACAACGUCGAUCCGUUCAAGACGCUGCCGGAGGAGCUCAUGUUUGCGCUCAAGGUGAACAAGUCGUGGCGGCCUUUCCACCAGCUUCGACCGUCGCAGACGAGGUUCUUCCGACGCAUCGACGCGCAAGACUGUGCAUCUGCAUCGCAGGAGCACAUUGACAGGCUGGCGUACGCCACGCUCGUGCCCCAGAGCGUGGUGCGCGCCGUGCUUGAGCAUCGAGCUCGAGCGGCCCAGGAGCCCGACGAUCCGGACGUUGCGCCGCAUCAGAGCAGGCCGCGCUUCACCUGGCCGCUGCGGCUGUCUACGAUCUCGCUCCCGACCAACGUGUACAGGCCGAUCGCGGCCGCAGCCUCGGUCAGGCGCAAGAGGACGCAGGCGGAGCGCGAGAAGCAGGGCCGCAUGACGACACUCGCCAAGGCGCGUCAGCUGCGCCAGCGUCGCGACGAGCAGUUCCAGGCGCUGCUGGACCAGGCAUUCACCGAAGCACCGUCGGCACACGCGCUGCGGCCCAAGAUCGAGACCGCGCUCGGCGUCAUCCGCAAGAAGUUCGUGGCGGGCGAUGUGCGCUUUGAUGCGGAUGCGGCGCAGAAGGCGAUCCUGCGUGCCAUCCGGUCCGCUACGGGUGUGCGACUGAUGCCGGCCGCACGCGCUACGCCAGCCGCUCGGCAGCGACGUCGGGCGCGGCAGACGUCUUCGGAUCACGAGGAGGACGCUGGCGAGGCGGACAACAAAGCGACGGGUGGCAGUGUGACGAGACGCGACCGGCGCGGGCGCCGCAACGUGGACCAAGUGAACUUCUGGACGCCUGCGCGCAAGGAGCUUCUGCGCGAUGCGGCGGUGAUCCUGCGCGUGCGCGACGAGGUGCGUGGGCGCUCGGACUGGACGGCGCUGCUGCAGGUGAUCGAGCCCGAAGAGCGCACCAAGACGCGCAGCGUCAUCAUGGCGCAGUGGCGCAGCCAGUACCAGCGCAUGCGCACGCUCUACGGCGAAGAGGCGUACCUCGCUGCGCUCGAGUCGCGAUGGGUGCCCGUGUACCUCGCUGCGCGCCAGGAGGGGACGCUGCAGGACGUUGAUUUCCCCUCGGCGACGAAUUUCGAUCUGGUCGCACAGAUCGAGCUGCUGCGCAGCAGCAUUGACAAGAACGAGGUGCAGCGCUCGCUGACCAAGCCGACGGCGCGGAAUGCGCUCCCGGCGGUGCUGACCGAGGCGAGCGACUUCACUGCGAGCUGGAAGGAGGAUCUCGUCGAGGAGCCGGUCGAGAGGAGGUUCGAGGCGUUCUUCAGCUCCGAGGUGGGUGUCACCAGUCGGCGCUUGGAGAAGCUUCUGGGCGCCGCGCUCGGUAGCGAGCAGGCCGAUAGACCCACGCAGCGCGAUGCGUCGAUCGAGGAACUUAUGGCCGAAUCUGCGGUGCGCAUCGUCGUCGCCACCUCGUCCGUCGAAACCGACGUCGACGCUGCGUCUGGGUCCGCGGAGCACGUGGUGGAUGAAGCGGCCAAAGCCGACUUCUGCAGCUCGGUGGGCGACGCGCGCAUCGAGGCGGCCAUAUCGCGCAUGCUGGACGCCAAGCUGCUGCGCUCCGUGAGCGGCGACCCUACGAUCCGGCGUCGGCCCGGGACGAACUUUGUGCUGGGCGACGAGAUGCAAAAGCUGCAACCGGACGGUGGUGCGCGGUUCAUUCUGGGUGCGGGGGAUCUCGAGGCUUCGGUGACGCACCGCCGGUCGGCGUGGGAGGAGCUGUGCGCAGCUGAGGAGGGGAUGUAUGUGCAGCCGGUCGAGACGGACGGGGAGGCAGCGGCGAUGAUGGUGCUCAUGGAGAUGGGGGUCGUCGAGACGCGGGUGGAGACGGGAGCUUUCGAGGCGCUCCGGCAGAAUGCGGCGUUCAACGCGCGCGUGCUCAAUGAUCAGGACCUCGAGAGCCUCAUCCAUGUGCGCGCCAAGGCAAACGCUAUGGAAGUGCUAGAACGCGCGGUGUUGACGCUUCCACCCCUUCCGAGCGAUAGCGUAUUGGACUGGCUAGAUAGCGCAGACUUGCGCACGGAGUGGACCGCACAGUGUGAGGGGGCACCUGACGUUGGCGCGUUGGCAAGGACGCUGCUGGCCGCCGGACCGGCGGGGUUGCCACUACCUGAUGUGGCGCACACGACCGUCACGCGGCUGGUGGCGGGUCGGCGACCACUGGCGUUCUUGUCGCCACUCUCUUCACAGCCCAUACUGGUAGCCAGCGUGUACGUGCACACCUACACACUGCACACACCGUCGCGCACGCUGCCGCACGCAUGGACGACGCUGCACCGCACGCCGCACGCCACCUCGCGUCUCUGGCGGUCGCUCCUCGAACAGUGCCUGGCAACCGUGCGGCAGCGACCGGGGAUAUCCUUCGGCGCGCUUGCACGGCGGUUCGAGCCGCGGACGGGUGCACCUGCCGUCAGCGCCGCCGACGUAUGGCUCGCCAUCACCGCGCUGUGUGAUGUCCAGGCCGUAGUUGCUCACGAUCUCUCACUGCACGUCCAUCCCACACGUCCACUCGCCGCAUUCAAAGCCUGA